Trichomonas vaginalis G3 is the source of this 510-nucleotide messenger RNA. RefSeq lists its product as uncharacterized. Lineage: Eukaryota; Parabasalia; Trichomonadida; Trichomonadidae. The coding region runs from base 1 to 510 and encodes 169 amino acids. The record is from RefSeq and is a predicted model, not a curated record. The transcript has a single exon.
AUGAGCGACGUAAAUAUUGCUGCCAUCAAACAAACUCCAAGACAGGACGUUCAAACUAUUUCUUAUCUCAUCAUCUUUAAACUUGCAUGGCUUAUAAUGGUCAUUGCUUAUCCAGCUCUCAAAACUUAUUCUGUUGUUAUAGAACAAGAAGAUCAAAGAGCUAAUGGCCUUCGCAUCAAAUGGGGUUACUACUGGAUAACAGCUCCAUUCCUUGUUAUGAUAUUUAAGCUUUUGGAUUGGAUUCUUGGUGAUAGAAUUGCUUUCCACGUUAUCAACUUAAUUGUUACAUUCAUCUUGACAAAGAACAAUGGAUAUUACAUUAGACAGCUUACAAUCAAGCUUACAGCCAAAUUUUACAAGAAUUACUAUAAGCAAAUCAAAGAAAUACCAACAUUCAUUGGAAACUUGUUCAAGAACGGUUCCGUUUUGAUUGUUUCUUUAAUUUUUGGAGGCAAGAAACAAGAACCACAAGAAAGCGAAAGAGCUCCACGACGCACAAAGUUUGAGUAA